UACCACGUAAGAUUACCAUUCCACACUCAUACAUUAGUCCCAAUCACACAAAGUAAUAUGCACCGUGCAAUAAGCCAGCAGUUGUUAGCGAUAUUGGCAGCGAUAUUAGCUUUAAGUGUGAUUCUGUGUGUAGCCACCGAAGUUCCACGCCCCCGCGGAGUAUCUCUAAUUAAGGCAGCGCUGUAUCAGCCUCGAGGGGGCGACAAUAGCUGGACCUGCUUGGAUGGCAGCAAAACGAUUCCUUUUGUACAGGUGAACGAUGACUACUGCGACUGUCCCGACGGGAGCGAUGAGCCAGGCACAUCCGCCUGCGCGCAGGGCCAAUUUCACUGCCUCAACAAGGGCCACGAGUCUGUGGACAUUCCCAGCUCGCGUGUCCAGGAUGGCGUGUGUGACUGCUGCGACGGCAGCGAUGAGUCACAGGUGGUUGGGUGUGCAAACACCUGUGCGGAGUUGGGCGCUGCAGCUGCCAUCCAGCGCAGGAAUCAAGCAGAGCUCCACAGGCAGGGUGCUGAGAAGCGACUGGAGAUGAUUGCACGGGGUAGACAACUGAGAGCAGAUAGGGAAACACGCCGAAUGGAGCUGGAGCGACGUAUUAAGGAUCAGGAGGCUCUGAAAUCCGAGAAGCAGCAGAUUAAGAUCAACGCCGAGGCCUUGGAAAGCGAUGCUCUGGAGGUCUUCAAGGAGCAACAACGGGAGCUGGAUGCGGAUACCGUUCAGGCCGAAGAGGAACCCCAGCAAAUGCGCCACGAAGCUUCGCUCAGCUUUGCGGUGUACGAUAUUAACAAAGAUGGCUUCGUGGAGGUCACCGAACUGAUGGUGGACAUCAAUCUCGACCGCGAUCGCAACGGCGUGGUCACCGUAGAAGAGGCCAAGUACUUCUUGGAUGAACGUGAGCGAGUGGAUCUAGAUGCCUUCGUCACCCUGGCCUGGCCACGCAUCAAGCCCUUGAAAAUGCUGGCCGAGGGUCUGUUCCAGCCCCCGCAUGCGGAAGAGCAGGUUCCUCCAGUCGGAGAAGUGCCAGUUGAGGCGACCACUGAAGGAGUCCAGCCAACGCCGCCCCAGCCCACCGAAGAACAAGUCGACAUGGAAGAUAGCACGGAUGGGGAGGCUGAUGAAGAAGGCGACGAAGAUCAGUACGAUGACGAGGAUGGAGACGUGGGUGUGGGGGAAGCCUCGCCGGAAGUGGAAGCUCCUGCACCGCCUAUUUACGAUCCAGAGACACAGCGUCUCGUAGAACAGGCCAAUGAGGCCCGCAAUGCCCUGGACGAGGUUGAGCGUAACAUACGCGAGAUCGAACAGGAAGUCAAGGAGAUUGAUGAGCAGAGUUCCAAAGACUACGGCCCGCAAGAAGAAUGGGCAGUGCUGGACGGCGAAUGCUAUAACUUUGAGGAUCGUGAAUACGUUUACACUUUGUGUCCGUUCGACAGGGCCUCGCAGAAGCCCCGAAACGGUGGAGCCGAGACAACCCUCGGUCGCUGGGAACAAUGGAUUGGCGAGGGUUACAAGUACUCAAAGCAGAAAUACGGCAAUGGAGCCGCCUGCUGGAACGGCCCCCAGCGGUCGGCCAUUAUCGACAUUAGAUGCGCUCUGGAGCCACGUAUCACGUCAGUUGGCGAGCCCAAUCGCUGCGAGUACUACUUUGAGUUUGAGACACCAGCCGCCUGCGAUAGCGAAGCUCAACAGGCGGAGAACGUGCACGACGAACUUUGAGAACACGAUGGAACGCAAAUGUGUCGAUAGCCCGAAAAGAUCAGAGAUUUGAAGAGGAUUGUAUUUUAGUUGUAGAGAGUGGAUUCUUUUGAAAUAUCAUAUUUGUCGCGAUCAUUCCCAUGCUGAAAGGAGCGAGGGCGGCCAAGCGCGGGCGAACGUCAUUAAGAAAUAUAGUGAAAUCAUUCAGUCUAUGCAUUUAAGCAAAACUUAAGAAAACAUGUUUCAAUUUGAAUAAAGUGUAAACAGUUAGUA
Molecule: messenger RNA, 1965 nt
Organism: Drosophila persimilis
Lineage: Eukaryota; Metazoa; Arthropoda; Insecta; Diptera; Drosophilidae
Gene: GCS2beta
Product: glucosidase 2 subunit beta
Exons: 2
Coding region: 58-1713 (551 amino acids)
Biological process (GO): N-glycan processing
Cellular component (GO): glucosidase II complex
Molecular function (GO): protein binding
Source: RefSeq, a predicted model, not a curated record